This is a messenger RNA of Cladocopium goreaui, 1869 nucleotides long. Lineage: Eukaryota; Dinophyceae; Suessiales; Symbiodiniaceae. The record is from the annotation of a GenBank genome assembly.
AUGGAGCUGGAUGAAGUUCGCCUGCGGUGCUUGUUGGAUGAAGCAGUCGGCGCUGCCCAGCAGGCAGGGAAUUUGAUGCUGGAAUGCUUUGGGCGCAGCGAUGCGCCGGGAGUGGAAGAAAAGACCUCGGUGGCGGACCUGGUGACGAAGUACGACCGACAAGUGGAAGACUUGGUGCUGGCGCGCUUGAGGGCGUGCGCCCCGGACUUCCGGGUCGUGGCAGAGGAAACCGCGAACACCGAGGAGCUGACGGACGCCCCAACCUGGGUGGUGGAUCCCAUUGAUGGCACCACGAACUUCAUCCAUCGCCAGUCCGAAUGCUGCGUGCUGAUUGGUCUGGCGGUGCGGAAACGCCCGGUGCUGGGCGUGUGUUUCAUUCCGAAGAUGGAUGAGCUAUAUACAGCCAUCAAAGGGCAUGGGGCCUUCUGCAAUGGGCGGCGAAUCAGCUGCAGUGGCUGCGAGGAUUUGACGAAGGCUUUAGUGAACCUCCAUAUGCCCUCGUACUCGCGAGGUCCCAAAGUGGUGGAGCGAAUUUUAGGCGUUACUCGAGACCUCUUGGCACAUCCCGUGCGCGGCGUGCGCUGUGGCGGCUCUGCGGGGGUCGAUAUGAUCCACGUGGCACGGGGGCGCUUGGACGCCUACUUCGAGGUGGGCAUCUAUCCAUGGGAUGUCUGCGCUGGGGCAGUCAUCGUGGAGGAAGCAGCUGGUGUUUGUUUGGACACCAUGGGCGGUGACUUUGAUUUGAGUUCCCGCCGUAUCCUGGUGGCGUCCUCCCCGAAGUUGGCGCAACAAGUGGCAGGUAUUUUGCAGAGACAGCGUUACGACACGGUGGAUGCUGAAAACUAUGAGAGUGAAGGUUUUGGCGAUGCGAAAAAGAGGAAGACCCAAUGUGAAGAAGAUGCCCAUCCCGGUCGGGAGCCGAGAAUCACGAUUUUCCGGGUCCGUUGGCGCCUUGGUUCUCCAAAUGACUUGACCAAGCAGGGUCCGUCGGAUGCUCCACAGCUUUUUUCAGCCCAAGACAGUGACCCGGCUAUUGCGUCGACGCGCUCAGCCAAGGUGGUCUCACUCGGCUGGGGCAGCUGGGGCACCAGUUUUCUUCCUCCAGGUGUUGAAGACAUGCCGCGACAUGGCUCUGGUCUCAAACUGAUUGUUUUGGGCGCUGGCCUUUUGGUCUUCCUGCGGCCCUUGGCCUUCUCGGCCCCAGGCCGGAGCCGAGUGCCCCGAGCCGCUGAGAGCAGCGCGGCGGUGGUGACCGAGGAGGAUCAGUAUGCGGAGAUGAUGCGCAAGAAGAAGGAGGAGACUCUAGAGGCAAUCCAGAAGGCAUCGGAGCAGGACGCCCCCGUGGGAGAGGAUUUGGGCAAGUUUUGGGUCAAUCAACCUGGCCAAUUGUCCUUCGAGAUCCAGUUCAACCGUGGAGACCGCGUCAAGGACUUGCGGAGCGUCAUCCAGAAGGUGACAGGCAUCCCUCCAGAGGCCCAAGAGAUUCGCGCCAACGGCGAGCUGGUGAACAAAGAAGCGCAAUUCCUCGAAGCCUUGGAUUUGUCCGACAUUUGGGUCAUGGAUGACCGGGACGACUCUCCCGAGCGGGGCGAGUGGAAUCCAGAUCCGGAAGAGGACAUGAGCCCAUGGUCGAGCCCCUUAAAGAUCGGCGUCUACAUCUUCACUGCGGUGCUCACCAUUUUCUGGGUGACGCAGAUUGCAGGCGUGAAUCCUUAUGCCAACUGGCCCGAAGGUCCUCGUUUGGACUGGUCCCAGAUUCCAGAAGAUUUGCGACCGGGCGGAAACCCCAUGCAGCGUCCGCAGGCGCUGGGGGUGGAGCAGGACAGGCAGGACAAGAUGCUCAACGAGCGCAAGAAGUCCAUGUUCUGA